AUGGCAUUUAAGACACUCCCUCCAGGGGACUGGAAACAAGUAGCAAAGGCAUGUUUGUCAGGGGGAGACUAUUUAUUGUGGAAAACAAAAUAUACAGAGAACUGUCAGACUAUUGCUAAGGUGAAUAGGGCUCAGGGGGUACCUAUUACUUUUGAUAUGCUGGCAGGAGAGGGACCAUAUCGGGAACUUGAGAAUCAAUUGAAGUUUGAUGUAGGUGUUUAUGCUCAGGUUAAUGCACAAGCUAAAAAGGCUUGGCGUAAACUUCCAUCCAAUGGGAAGGGGACUGAAGAUUUGUCAAAAAUUAGGCAAGGGCCUGAUGAAUUAUAUCAAAACUUUGUGGAUAGAUUAUUACAGGCUGCUAACAGACUGGUUGGAGAUUCUGAAGCAGGACUUACACUUGUAAAAUUAUUAGCCUAUGAGAAUGCUAACUCUGCUUGUCAAGCGGCCUUGAGGCCAUAUAGGAGAAAGGGGAACAUAACUGAUUAUAUUAGUUUAUGUUCUGAUAUAGGUCCAUCCUAUACACAAGGUCUAACCUUGGCUGCCGCCCUUCAAGGGAAAUCAGUAAAGGAGGUUCUUUUUCAGCAACAAAAAGGUAAUAAGAGAAAAUUUAAUGCUCCUCCAGGGAGUUGUUUUGGAUGUGGUAAAAUGGGACAUCAGGUGAAACAAUGUCCUCAGAAGCAAAAGAAUGAUUUACCCAGAAAGGAACCAAAGUUAUGUCCAAAAUGUAAAAGAGGCAAACACUGGGCCAAUGAAUGUAAAUCUAAAUAUGAUCAUAUGGGGAAUCUUCUCCCUCAGGGAAACGGGGGGAGGGGCCCACUCCAGGCCCUGCAACAAUGUUAUGGAGUGCUACAGAACUUUAUCCCCCAGCAAAACAAUCCAUUCAGGACCUCUGCAGAGCAACCCCAGGCAGUGCAGGACUGGACCUCAGUUCCACCACCUAUACAGUAUUAG
Molecule: messenger RNA, 951 nt
Organism: Jaculus jaculus (lesser Egyptian jerboa)
Lineage: Eukaryota; Metazoa; Chordata; Mammalia; Rodentia; Dipodidae
Product: endogenous retrovirus group K member 10 Gag polyprotein-like
Exons: 1
Coding region: 1-951 (316 amino acids)
Biological process (GO): viral process
Molecular function (GO): zinc ion binding; nucleic acid binding
Source: RefSeq, a predicted model, not a curated record